GGUUCCUAGCGUGUGCGAGGAACCCGCUUGUGGUGCCGUCGCUGCCGGCUUUCCUCCAUGGCACUGGCUGCUGAAAUACGUAAGUUCCCACUGCCUGUACAAGGGUUCACUCUCAAAUCAGUGAAGAGUGCAGCUACUGCAGAGUUUUGAUUAAAAUGUUGCUUAUGUCUGUGGUCUGUAGGCAAUCUUAAAGCCCAGAGAGGAGGUUGAAUCAAAAUACCCUCACUUUAGAUCUAGCUGUGCAGCAGAGAGCUGGAUUUUCUUGAGAAAUGUCCAGUGUUCAGCCCUUGCUUGUGACCUUUUUGUUUGUUUUUGACCUAACUAAAAUGGUGACAGUGCUCUCAGAAAUUAUUCAGCUCUAUCUCUUUUUAGCUAGACAAAGAGACAUACCAAAUUAUGAACAGAGAACAGCAUGUUUAGUCUGAAAUGACUUCUGGACAAUACGUUAAAAAAUGUGGUUUAGAGCUUAGGGAAUUCCCACGUAUUCAUUUCUGUGGGUAUUUUUUUUCUGUAAUUGUACUUCUACUUAUCACUAAAUCUGUUCUAUUAUUGACAGGCAUAGGAAUUCCCCAGGCCCCCGAGGUGACUGGCUGUUGUAGGUGCAAAAUGUAGUGCGUUCUGACUAGGUGGAAAGUGAUUCUGUAUGUUUCUUCUGAGCUUGGCUUAUGUCUUUUACACUAGUUUUAUGUUUGUGUAACUGCUUCAUGUUCAGGCAUUUAUACAGCUGUAUCAGAUCCAUACCUCCAUCAGACUAUUUACUAGAAAAAGCUUGUUUCAACUGUAUGACUUGGGGCAGGUUAACUGUUUUGAGUGUGUUGUCAUUAUCAUGUUUUGACCUAAUUUGCCAUGUGUACAGUAAUCAGAUAUCUUGUGUAGGGUUUUGAACAUUAAUAAGGCAGCCUCUGGGAUAACAACCUAUUUCUUGUUAAUAUAUUGCUAUGCUAAGUUGAGUUUUUAGGGGAAGGGAGUGUUUUUAAAUCCAAUUCAGCAUUUAGGGAGAGCACGUUGUUUAUUUGGGGAGUGUGGAUAGCGGCAGGGUGGCACUGGGGGCGGUGUAUUGGAGCAGCAGGUGUAACACAGAGGUGAAGCGCUGUCCCGGGGGUGCACGCCGUGGCCCUGUGCUGCCGCAAGCGUGCUGCGGUGCUGAAAGGUUCUCGAACGAAACUUGAGGGUUGGGAAGGGAGCGGACGCGGCAGUCAGGGCCGGGCAGGGUGCAGGAUCCGAGCAGCCGCCGUAAGUGUGCAGCGUUUCCUGUCACCUGGCCUGCAAACUGCUCGCAAUGAGGAAGUCGAGUAGAUUACCUUCUUGCGUCUUUCAGUUUUGUGUUAAAAUGAGAAUGACUUGUCAGUGGCUCUAAACUAAAGAGAGGCAGUUGCAGCAAAAGCCAAGACAGAAGAACAGCUUUGUACCUUCAGCAGCCAGAUGGAAGAAGGAGCGCAGUAAGCGGCCUGUAGUGACACAGCUGUUUUGUGCGGAGGAAAUGGACUCGCUCGCGAUCCGCGCUGGAGGCGGUUUGCUCUGAUGCGAUCAGCGACGCUCGCAGCGCCAGGUUCCUCACAUCGUGGUGUGAAAUUUACAGCCCGGAGCCGCCCGGGGGCCAUGGAGUUCUCCAGGUGCCUCUACGUUAUCAGCGAGGCGCUGGCCAAGGACGACCUGGCGGCUCUGAAGUUCCUCAGCCUGGAGCACAUCCCCCUGCGGAAGCAGGAGGCCAUUCAGGAGCCCAAGGCCUUCUUCCAAGUGCUGCAGGAGAAAGGCCUGAUCGAGGUGGGGAAUCUGGCCUUCCUGAAGGAGCUGCUCUACCGCAUCAAUCGCAUGGACAUCCUGACCUGCCACCUGGGCUCCAGCCGAGAGGAGAUGGAGCGGGAGCUUCGGAUCCCGGGCAGGGCAAAGGUGUCCGCGUUCAGGUACCUGCUCUUUCAGCUGUCUGAAAACAUCACCACUGAUGAGCUGGAAAGUUUCAAAUUUCUUCUGGGAAAAGACCUACCAAAAUCCAAGCUGAACAGCAAGAAUACAAUGAUCGACGUUUUCAUUGAGAUGGAGAAGAAGGGGAUUUUGGGAGAAGACAACCUAAAGUACCUGAAGACUCUUUGUGAAAAAGUUGACAAGAGCCUGGUGAAGAAAAUUGAAGAGUAUGAAUUAAACCUAUGUGGUGAAGAAGAGAUGCUCAUCACAGAGGGACAGAGUGGCAACAUAGGAGUCACUGAAGCCCAUGCCAGAUGGCUGGCCUCAUCUGUGGCACCGGAUUCUCCUGACAACCAUAGUGAAUCUUCCCGGCAGCUUGAAGUUUACAAAAUGACCAGCCGACCCCGUGGAGUGUGCCUCAUCCUGAAUAAUCACAAUUUUGCAAGAGCCAGGGCAGAAGUGGCUGAACUAAAGCUGAAUGAUCGGAAUGGGACAGACAUGGAUGCAGCGGCUCUGAAGAAAGUCUUUACCAAGCUUCACUUCAAAAUAGCAGAAUAUAAAGACCUCACCGCAGAGGAAAUACGUAACACUGUGAACAUCUAUCAGUGCGAGGACCACAAGGACAAGGACUGCUUUGUUUGCUGCAUCCUUUCUCAUGGAAAAAAAGGCAUUAUAUAUGGUGUUGAUGGGCAGGAAGUACCUAUCCAGGAACUGACUACUUCUUUCACUGGGCGGAAUUGCCACUCACUUGCAGGAAAACCAAAAGUCUUCUUUGUUCAGGCCUGCCAAGGUGAUGCUCGCCAGAGAGGUGUAACCAUCGAAGUAGAUUCUGGAGCUCAAGAUUCUUCUGUAGAAACAGAUGCAAGAUUCCAGCUUGACUGCAUCCCCUCGGAAGCAGACUUCCUCCUGGGCAUGGCUACCCUGCAGGAUUAUGUAUCUUACAGAAGUCCAAGCCAGGGGACCUGGUAUAUACAGUCACUGUGCCAACACCUAGAGAGCAGCUGUCCUCGAGGAGAAGAUAUUCUCACCAUCCUGACAGCAGUGAACCAAGAGGUGAGCAGAAAAAUUGACAAGCAGAAUGCAGGGAAGCAGAUGCCACAGCCCAGUUUCACCCUGAGGAAAAAGCUCAUCUUUCCUGUCAACUGAAUGUGAGGGAACUGCAGAGCAGCAGCUUGGAAAUUGCUGGUAUCAGUUCAGGCUUUGGUAGAACGUUACUGACAACUUUCACUGUCUGCUUUUAGCACAGCAGCAGCCGUUUUAUUGCUCCUCAGCUAUAUCUUCAAGCACUUAGUGUUCAUUUGUAUGACGUUUUAUACUUGAGAGCAUCUCUGAGCUGGUCUCUGAUUUGUAGUUUGCUAGCUAAAAUACACUCUUUUUUCUAUCAUCA
Messenger RNA from Rhea pennata, 3289 nucleotides. Its product is annotated as caspase-8-like. Bases 1522 to 3048 code for a protein of 508 amino acids. The transcript has 10 exons. Gene Ontology annotation, molecular function: cysteine-type endopeptidase activity; protein binding. Lineage: Eukaryota; Metazoa; Chordata; Aves; Rheiformes; Rheidae. The record is from RefSeq and is a predicted model, not a curated record. Gene Ontology annotation, biological process: proteolysis; regulation of apoptotic process; apoptotic process.